This is a messenger RNA of Nematolebias whitei (Rio pearlfish), 1734 nucleotides long. RefSeq names its product glypican 2 (gene gpc2). Bases 1 to 1734 code for a protein of 577 amino acids. The record is from RefSeq and is a predicted model, not a curated record. The transcript has 11 exons. Gene Ontology annotation, biological process: smoothened signaling pathway; regulation of protein localization to membrane; regulation of signal transduction. NCBI's taxonomy places the organism in Eukaryota, Metazoa, Chordata, Actinopteri, Cyprinodontiformes, Rivulidae. Gene Ontology annotation, cellular component: extracellular region; cell surface; synapse.
AUGGAGAACCGGCUGCUGGUCUGGCUCUGCGCGGUCGCAGUCCUGUCGGGGACCCGGAGCCCCGCGGCGGCAGCGGGGAGGAGCUGCUCCGACACCCGGCAGGUGUACUCAGAGAAGGGGUACAGCACCAACUCCGCUCCGGUGACUCAAAUCUCCGGUGAGCACCUGCGUCUCUGUCCUCAGGAUUAUACCUGCUGCUCCAGUCAGAUGGAGGAGACUCUGUCCUUCCAGAGCGAAAAGGAUUUUCUCAAAGCCAUCGAGGACAACAGCCAGUUCCUGUUGACCACAUUCACCCAGAGACACCGCAAGUUUGACGAUUUCUUCCGAGAUCUUAUAGAACUUUCUGAGAAGUCCAUGAACCAGAUGUUUACCAAGACCUACGGCCUGCUCUUCACUCAGAACGCGCACGUCUUCCAGGAGCUGUUUGUGGAGCUUCGCAGAUAUUAUUCUGGGGGCAGUGUGAGUCUGUCAGAAGUGCUGUCAGAUUUCUGGUCCAGACUGGUGGAGCGAGUCUUCUCUCUGGUCAACCCCCAGUAUCAGUUCAGCGAGGACUAUCUGGAAUGUGUCAGCAAACACGCUGAACAGCUGCAGCCGUUUGGUGACGUUCCCCGCAAACUCAGAGCACAAGUGUCGAGGGCGUUCAUCGCAGCCAGAGCACUUUCUCAGGGCUUGGCUACUGGUCGGGAUAUUGUGAGCAAGGCCACAAAGCUGACCGUAGAUUCGGAGUGUGUGCGUGGCCUGAUGCGUCAGUGGUACUGCCCCCUGUGUCGUGGCGUGCCCUCCCUGAAGCCCUGCCGUCCUCUGUGCCUUAACGUCAUGAAGGCCUGUUUAGCCAACCAGGCUGACCUGGACACAGAGUGGAACAAAUUCAUCGAUGCUCUGUACAUGGUUUCCGAGAAGCUCGAAGGUCCAUUUAAUUUUGAGCUGGCUGCUGACGCCAUCUCUGUAAAAGUGUCGGAGGCCAUAAUGCACAUGCAGGAAAACAGUGUCAGCAUCUCCAGUAAGGUGUUCCAAGGUUGUGGAAACCCCAGGCCAGCUCCAGCACGAUCCAAACGCUCGCCUAAAGAGACGGGAGGCAACAGGAGACCUUUCCGUACUUACACCCCCGAGGAGAAACCCACCACCGCUGCAGGCACCAACCUGGACCGACUGGUUACCGAGCUGAAGGAGCGACUGCGGCCCAUGCAAGGCUUCUGGGUGUCCCUCCCACACACCAUCUGCAACGAUGAGAAGAUGGCUGCCGACGUCACUAACGAGGACCGCUGCUGGAACGGGCAGACCCGUGGGAGGUAUUUGAUGAGUGUGACAGGUGACGGGCUCCUCAGCCAGAUCAACAACCCCGAGGUAGAGGUGGACAUCACCCGUCCUGAUGUGAGGAUCAGACAGCUGAUCAUGGAGCUCAGAGUGGUGACCAACAAACUGAGACAUGCUUACAAUGGGCAGGACGUGGACUUCAUGGACAGUGAGGAGGGCAGUGGCUCUGGAGGUGAAGAUCAUGGGGAAAGGUACAGUGAUGACUGGCCGGGGUUUGGGCCUUACUCUCCGCCUUACGGUAAACCCCCACGUAACCCCGUCACCAGUCCUGCAAAACCUCCCCGAAGCCGGGACAGAAAUGGGUCCAAGUGGAACCGAAACAACGGACGGGUCAAAUCCACAGCCAACCUGCACACCCUGGCCCUGGUUCCAUUCGUGUUUUUGCCUUUUGUGAUCACUGUCGCCCCCUUGUGGAGAUAG